This is a messenger RNA of Sarcophilus harrisii (Tasmanian devil), 3149 nucleotides long. RefSeq names its product zinc finger protein 383. Gene Ontology annotation, molecular function: DNA-binding transcription factor activity, RNA polymerase II-specific; RNA polymerase II cis-regulatory region sequence-specific DNA binding. The record is from RefSeq and is a predicted model, not a curated record. Gene Ontology annotation, biological process: central nervous system development; regulation of transcription by RNA polymerase II. Bases 259 to 1893 code for a protein of 544 amino acids. NCBI's taxonomy places the organism in Eukaryota, Metazoa, Chordata, Mammalia, Dasyuromorphia, Dasyuridae. The transcript is spliced from 5 exons. Gene Ontology annotation, cellular component: nucleus.
GGCGGGGCCGGAGGGGCUGCAGGCCGGGCUGGUGGAUGCUUUGGCGCUGCCGGUGCCCGCGGUCCCCGGGUCGGUCGCGGUGACCAUGGAUCGGUGCGAGUCCCCGGGAGUGUGAACGCCUGCGCGUGCGCGCUGCGGGGGGGGUGGGGGCGCGCACUGCUGGCAUGCGCCGAACCAGGAUCCCUGAGCCUCACAGCCGCGGACGAUCUGACGCCCGGGAGCCUCCUGCCUCCCCCCAAGCAGCGCCCGGCCUCCGGCAUGCAGGAAGCAGUGACCUUUGGGGAUGUGGCCGUGGACUUUGACCAGGAGGAGUGGGCCUAUCUCCGUCCUACUCAGAAGGAGCUGUACCGGGAGGUCAUGCUGGAGAACUACAGGAACCUGGUCUCACUGGGAGCAGGACUUCUGGGCCCCAAACCACACCUGAUCUCCUGGUUGGAGGAAGAGAGGUCACAGUCAUGGGGUGUUGAGGAAGGGACCCCGAGAAGAGCCCAUGCACAAGAAGGGGGGUGCUCCAGCAGCGAUGGAGGAAUCGGUGUGAGGAGCAGCCCAGCUGCCUUGGAAGGAUGGAAGGGGGCAGCUUGGAAUAUUAAACUUGAGAAUGAGGAGUCAUCUCAAAAGCAAGAAGGAGGAGGAUUACCUUGGAUCUUUAUGAAGAGAGUCAGGGGAAGUGUUCCCAAGAACUUUCUGCUAGGGGAGGUUCCUAUCCAAGAGAUCAGUGUAUGGAAGCACAUGGCAAGCUUUACAGGAGACCCUCCAGGGAAAUUCAUAUUACAGGAGAGAAGCUUUGGGCCACUGUCCUUUCUUCCCAGGAAAAUCAGUAAUCAGCAAGGAGUCCAAGCUUGUAUUAAUCUUGAGAAGAGCUUUAGUCAAAGUAUCUGCUGGCCCACAAGACCAUGGGAUUAUAAUGUAUAUGAGAAUCUCUCUCAUUACCACACAGCCCUCAUUCAACACCAGAGACUAGAUAGUAGAGAGAAACCUUAUGAUUUUGAGCAAUGUGAAAAGACUUCAAAUCUCAUUCAGCAUCCAAGGAUUCACAGUGGCGAGAAACUUUUCGAGUGUAAGGAAUGUGGGAAGAGUUUUAAACGAAGUUCACACCUUAUUCAGCAUCAGAGAAUUCACAGUGGAGAGAAGUCUUAUAAAUGUAAUGAAUGUGGAACAGCCUUUAGCCAGAACUCCCAUCUUAUUAGACAUCAAAGAAUUCACACUGGAGAGAAACCUUAUCAUUGUAAAGAAUGUGGGAAGGCCUUUAGCAGGAGCUCCCACCUCAUUCAACACCAGAGAAUUCACACCGGAGAGAAACCUUACGAGUGCAAGGAAUGUGGGAAGGCCUUCAGUCGGAGCUCGGCCCUCACUCAGCAUCAGAGACUUCACAGUGGGGAGAAACCUUACACGUGCAAAGACUGUGGGAAGGCCUUCAGUUGGAGCUCGGCCCUUACUAAUCAUCAGAGAAUUCACACUGGAGAAAAGCCUUAUAAAUGUAAAGAUUGUGGGAAGGCCUUCAGCUUUAGUUCACUGCUUACUAAACAUCACCGAAUUCACACUGGAGAAAAGCCCUAUGAGUGUAAGGAGUGUGGGAAGGCCUUUAGUCAGAGCUCAGCUCUUAUUAAACAUGAAAGAAUUCACAGUGGAGAGAAGCCUUAUGAGUGUAAGGAGUGUGGCACGUCUUUUAGUUGGAGCUCGGCCCUUAUUCAACAUUAUAGAAUUCAUACUGGUGAGAAACCUUAUGUGUGCAAGCAGUGUGGGAAGGCCUUUAGCCAAAGUUCAGCCCUUAUUAAGCAUAAAAGGAUUCACAGUAGAGAGAAACCCUAUGAAUACAAAAAACGUGGGACAAAUUUCCAUUGGAGCUCAGCACUUAUUCAACAUCAGCAGAACAACACUGAAGAGAAAUCUUAGAAAAGCAAAAGAUGAAAGCCUUCAGCCACAACUCAUCCCUUAUUCAGGAAAGAAUAUUUAGAGGAGAAACAUCUAUGUAAGUCAGGAGUAUAUAAAGCCCUUCAUAUAAAGUUCAAACCUUACUUGAUAUCAGAGAAUUCAUUCUGGAGGAAAACUGAAUUUCAUGAAUGUUAAAAGACCUUUAAUGAACAGCCUUCAGUGUGAUUGAGGAGGUUUAAUUGCACAUCAGCCAGUUCAUUUUGGGCCCCAACCUUACGAGGGCAGAAAAUUUGGGAAAGCCUUCAGGCCAAGAUCUAGUCGACUUUACCACCCAUGAGGUCAUUCUGGAGGAAAUUACCUCAUGUUAAAAAAUGUGGAGAAGAAUAAACGUAACUCUUAUCUAAAUCUAACUUCACAUUGCCACCUUGAAAAAGUAAGAAAUUUAACAAACACAUUUUUAAAAAAACCAUAAAAGCAAGGAAAGAAAUCACUUCCAAGAAAACCUUGCAGAAAAACCAGCAGAGAAGCCAAACUAAUGAGUUCAUUAAAAACAAAUCCUCUGCCGUGAGAGAAAAGAAAGCAAAGAAAAAUCCCCAGAAGAAAGGAAUGAUACUGUUAUACCAAAACAGGGCCUUGAAAAAUGAGAAUAGAACAGAGUGAGUGAGAAUCUUAUUUAAAUUGAAGAUGUGAGGAGAAAAUUUGGAGCUCUUAAAGAAUUUCACAACAUAAACAGAACUUUGUAGAAAAAAAAGGUAGAAAGUUUUAAUAAGAUGGAUGCUAUGAAAAGGGAACAGCAGAAAGUGAUCACAGAAAUGCUCAGAUAUAGCAGUAAAUAUUGCACAAAGUUAAAAGACAGCAAAAUUGGAAGAACAAUUGAGAAAUCCAUAGACUAAGGCAAAUGAGCUCCAAGACAGAGCUUGGUGAGCCAGUCUGAAAACCAUUGUCCCCACCCCCAGAAACAGACUCCUGAAUGUCAUAUUUUUAGUGAUCAUACAAAACUGCCUGGAAAUAUUGGACUUAAGAGUCCACAGGACUCUUAAAAGGAGGAACCAUUCCUCCACCCCCAUUCCCACUGCCAUGUUACUUUAUCAAAAAAAAUAGACAAAAAGGUCUAAUGCAUCAGAGUAAAAGAAAGAGUCUAGUACAUUGCAGGAAGAGUUGGUUCACUUAGCAAGAAAUCCUGUGUCUUUUUCCUUGAAGAGUUCUCGUGAUGGAAGAGAAGGUAAGAAAAAAGUUCCAUAUCCUGAGAAGCAAAUAAAACUUGUUUAUAUCCAAGA